Dipodomys ordii (Ord's kangaroo rat) is the source of this 2661-nucleotide messenger RNA. It is a transcript of the gene Gga1, whose product is annotated as golgi-associated, gamma adaptin ear containing, ARF binding protein 1. Gene Ontology annotation, molecular function: phosphatidylinositol binding; small GTPase binding; ubiquitin binding. The transcript has 17 exons. Gene Ontology annotation, cellular component: trans-Golgi network. The coding region runs from base 36 to 1934 and encodes 632 amino acids. Lineage: Eukaryota; Metazoa; Chordata; Mammalia; Rodentia; Heteromyidae. The record is from RefSeq and is a predicted model, not a curated record. Gene Ontology annotation, biological process: vesicle-mediated transport; intracellular protein transport.
CGGGGGGGGGCGCCGAGCCGGGGGGCCAGAGGCGGAUGGAGCCAGCGAUGGAGCCCGAGACACUGGAGGCGCGAAUCAACAGAGCCACGAACCCCCUGAACAAGGAGCUGAACUGGGCCAGCAUCAACGGCUUCUGCGAGCAGCUCAGCGAGGACCUGGAAGGGCCUCCACUUGCUACCCGGCUGUUGGCACACAAGAUCCAGUCCCCGCAGGAGUGGGAGGCCGUCCAGGCCCUGACGGUUCUGGAAACAUGUAUGAAGAACUGUGGCAAGAGGUUCCACGAUGAGGUGGGCAAAUUCCGCUUCCUGAACGAGCUCAUCAAAGUGGUGUCUCCCAAGUACCUGGGCUCCCGGACAUCAGACAAGGUAAAGAACAAGAUCUUAGAACUGCUCUACAGCUGGACUGUUGGCCUGCCUGAGGAGGUGAAGAUCGCAGAGGCCUACCAGAUGCUUAAGAAGCAGGGGAUUGUGAAGUGUGACCCCAAGCUUCCUGAGGAUGCUGCCUUUCCCAUCCCCCCUCCUCGGCCCAAGAAUGUGAUCUUCGAAGAUGAAGAGAAGUCCAAGAUGCUGGCACGCCUGCUGAAGAGCUCCCAUCCCGAGGAUCUCCGGGCAGCCAACAAGCUCAUCAAGGAGAUGGUUCAGGAGGACCAGAAACGCAUGGAGAAGAUCUCAAAGCGAGUGAACGCCAUCGAGGAGGUGAACAACAACGUGAAACUGUUGACGGAGAUGGUGCUGAGCCACAGCCAGGGCGCCACAGCCUGCAGCGGCAGUGAGGACCUCAUGAAGGAACUGUACCAGCGCUGUGAGCGGAUGCGCCCCACGCUUUUCCGACUGGCCAGCGAUACAGAAGACAAUGACGAGGCUCUAGCGGAGAUCCUGCAGGCCAACGACAACCUCACCCAGGUGAUCAACCUGUACAAGCAGCUGGUGCAGGGCGAGGAGGUCAAUGGCGAUGCUACGGCCGGCUCCAUCCCCGGGAGCACCUCAGCCCUGCUGGACCUCUCAGGCCUGGACCUCCCUCCUGCGGGCACCACGUAUCCCACCGUGCCUACCUGCUCUGGUGACCAGGCCAGCCCUGAGCAGCCCAGCGCCUCAGUUUCCCUGCUUGAUGACGAGCUCAUGUCUCUGGGCCUAAGUGACCCCACGCCCCCUUCAGGCCCUGUCUCGGAAGCUGCUGGAUGGAACAGCUUCCAGUCCUCGGAUGGCGCUGAGCCCCUGGCUCCCAGCACAGACAGCCAACCCUCGGUGCAGGCGGCGCAGCCAGCCAGCAGCGGCCUGGACGACCUGGACCUCCUGGGGAAGACCCUCCUGCAGCAGGCGCUGCCACCCGAAGCCCAGCAAGUGCGGUGGGAGAAGCAGCAGCCUGCCCCCAGGCUCACACUCCGGGACCUGCAGAGUCGGAGCAGCUGUAGCUCACCCAGCCCCAGUGCCACCGGUCUCCUCCACACCACGUCCCCGGAGCCCCCCGGGCCUGCGCAGCAGCCUGCGCCCACCGAGCUCUCACUGGCCAGCAUCACUGUGCCCCUGGAGUCCAUCAAGCCCAGUAGCAUCUUGCCCGUGACAGUGUAUGACCAGCACGGCUUCCGAGUCCUCUUCCACUUUGCCCGGGACCCGCUGCCCGGGCGCUCCGACGUUCUGGUGGUGGUGGUGUCCAUGCUGAGCACCGCCCCCCAGCCCAUCCGCAAUAUUGUUUUCCAGUCAGCUGUCCCCAAGGUCAUGAAGGUGAAGCUGCAGCCACCCUCGGGCACAGAGCUGCCGGCAUUCAACCCCAUUGUCCACCCCUCAGCCAUCACCCAGGUCCUGCUUCUUGCCAACCCCCAGAAGGAGAAGGUUCGCCUCCGCUACAAGCUCAUCUUCACCAUGGGCGACCAGACCUACAACGAGAUGGGGGAUGUGGACCAGUUCCCCCCACCCGAAACCUGGGGAAGCCUCUAGAACAGAGGGCCUGGGGAGAGGCGGGGCAGAGGGACUGGCUGCAGUCCAGCCUGGUGCUUCUCCCCUCCCACAGGGCCCCCAAGGACUCUUCCUCUCCCCCUUGGCCGCCCCGCUGCCGAGCCAAACCUAGCCGGAGGCUGGGCCUGGGUUUGUGCUGCAGGGGUCUCCCAUCUCCUGUGGGAGCUUAGGGGAAGGGGCUGCAGCCCCUAGAAGGACUUGAGGUCAAAGGGAAGAAACAUGGCCAUCGGGCCCAGCCCUGACCCCAGCUUGGGGUGGGGUCUUCCCCACCUGUCUCUUAAUGCCUUAUGGAAAGGCCCAGCCAUAACUGGAGGUGGUGCUGGAGCCCAGCGACUGGGGGCCUGCACCUCAGCUCUUUGCACUCUGGUGUGUGGUUUGGCUCUUUUUGUUUUCAGAGUGACCAACCCUGUGGUCACAGUCUCAGGGGGGACUGAGCUGGGGGAGCCCCACCUGGCCCCUCCCCGGGGGCGGGGGAGCUCCAUUGCUUCAGGCUUCCUACGGACCUAUGGGAGCCCAAGGGUGACGCCACAGGGAGCUGGAUCCCCCCCCCUCCCCGCAAGGGCUGCAGAGUUCCCGGGGUUCUGUACGUCUCCUUCCUUCAUCCGCCUCUGCAGGGGCCUGCCCUGAGCAUCUCACGUCUGUCCAUCCAUCUGUCUGGUCAGAAGUGGGGUCUGUGUGUGAGUGAGAGCAGGAGUAUUUAUGAAAAUAA